CUUUGAUCAAGCAAAGAGCUUAGGUUCCAAUAAAAUGGCAGCGUCUUUCCACGUUCGCUCUAACAGUUUCCCUUCUAGAACUCACCCACAAGCCGCUCAUGUCGAUGAGCAGUUGGCCAGAUUGAGAUCAUCUGAGGAAGCCUCAACAUCUUCCACCUAUUCAAUCUGCAAAAUAAUUGACAACCUUAAAGAGCUACAUGAGUCCCUUGGCAAGCUUAUUUUCCUGCCCGUCACACAACAGGCUCUAGCUCAAGGACAGAACAAGAAAGCCGUCGAGCAGCUUCUUGAUGGAUCACUAAGGAUCUUGGAUUUGUGCAACAUUUCUAAGGAAGCUUUAUCGCAGAUGAAAGAGGGUCUAAUGGAGAUACAAUCGAUUCUACGAAGAAAACGAGGAGAUUUAUCAGGAGAGGUGAAGAAAUACUUAGCCUCAAGAAAGUUCCUCAAGAAGACAUUUCAGAAAGUACAAAAGCCUUUAAAGGUUGCACAUGACGGAGAAUCUUUGGCUGUGUUUGGAGAAGCGCAAGUCGUUACAAUUGCUCUGUUUGAUUCUCUGUUCAGGUACAUGUCUGGAUCAAAGACUUGUGGCAAAUGGUCACUUGUCUCAAAGCUAAUGAGCCAGAAAAAAGUUUCAUGUGAAGCACAAGCAAACGAAUUCACAAGGGUUGAUUCUGAAUUUCUGUCUGAAAAGACCAUGAAGAUAGAAGAUGUUCAGAUUCUAGUAUCAUGCAUUCAAGAUCUUGAAGAUGGAGUUGAAUCACUUUCAAAGUCAUUGAUCAAAUAUAGAGUCUCAGUUCUUAACUCAUUAGGCCAAUAAUGCCUACAAGUUUUGUAUAUAGCAGAGAAGAUAAUAGAAACAUAUUCAA
Molecule: messenger RNA, 863 nt
Organism: Eruca vesicaria subsp. sativa (arugula)
Lineage: Eukaryota; Viridiplantae; Streptophyta; Magnoliopsida; Brassicales; Brassicaceae
Source: the annotation of a GenBank genome assembly